UGACCUGAUAAUAGUCAUAGGCCACAGUGAAUUCUUUCCCUUGAAAAUAUUUAAAGCUGGAGAUACAAAUCAAGACGGACAGCUAGAUUUUGAAGAAUUUAUGCAGUAUCUUAAAGACCAUGAGAAGAAGAUGAAACUGGCAUUUAAGAGCUUGGACAAAAACAAUGAUGGGAAGAUUGAAGCAUCAGAGGUUGUCCAGUCCCUCAAGAUACUGGGUAUAAGCAUUUCAGAAAAACAGGCAGAAAAGAUCCUGCAAAGUAUUGAUGCUGAUGGGACAAUGACAGUAGACUGGAAUGAGUGGAGAGAUCAUUUUAUGUUUAACCCAGCUACAGACAUUGAGGAAAUAGUUCGAUAUUGGAAACAUUCCACUGUGUUGGAUAUAGGAGAUAGUUUGACUGUUCCAGAUGAGUUCACGGAUGAAGAGAAGAAGACUGGACAGUGGUGGAAGCAGCUGUUGGCAGGAGGAGUGGCUGGUGCUGUCUCUCGAACAGGUACAGCACCAUUAGAUCGCCUUAAAGUGAUGAUGCAGGUUCAUGGUUCAAAGUCAAACAAAAUGAACAUAGCCAGUGGUUUUAAGCAAAUGUUGAAAGAAGGUGGUAUCCGAUCCCUCUGGAGGGGAAAUGGUGUAAAUGUUGUGAAAAUAGCUCCUGAAACAGCUAUUAAAUUCUGGGCUUAUGAGCAGUAUAAGAAGAUACUCACAAAGGAUGAUGGAAAGUUAGGCACUGUUGAAAGAUUUGUAUCUGGUUCUUUGGCUGGAGCAACAGCACAAACCUCCAUUUAUCCCAUGGAGGUUUUAAAGACCAGAUUGGCUGUGGGUAAAACAGGGCAGUAUUCUGGGAUGUUUGACUGUGCUAAGAAGAUCUUAAAAAGAGAAGGUGUAAAGGCCUUCUACAAAGGUUAUAUUCCUAAUAUUCUGGGUAUAAUUCCUUACGCUGGCAUUGACCUUGCAGUUUAUGAGCUCUUGAAGAGCACAUGGCUAGAACACUAUGCAUCAAGCUCUGCGAACCCAGGGGUUUUUGUAUUGUUGGGAUGUGGUACCGUUUCCAGCACAUGUGGGCAGUUGGCCAGUUACCCUCUUGCUCUUAUCAGAACACGCAUGCAGGCACAAGCCUCAGUGGAAGGAGCUCCACAGCUAAACAUGGUCGGUCUCUUUCAAAGAAUUAUCGCUACAGAGGGAAUCCGAGGACUUUAUAGGGGCAUAGCUCCUAAUUUUAUGAAAGUGCUUCCAGCUGUCAGCAUCAGCUAUGUUGUAUAUGAAAAAAUGAAGCAGAAUUUGGGAAUAGCAUGAAGUGAAAGAAAAAGGUGAGAUGCUUCUAAUGUUGUUGGGAACAUCAGAACAAAAAUGAUUUCUUAAGUAAUCUGCUCUCACAAUUAGAGACAGAACUUUGUGGAGAUGCUGCAAUUUCUACUUUUGCCCUCAAGUGGGAAGAAAUUUUCUUAAAUUCUAGUUCACCAUUUGUAAACAGAUACCUAUAUUGCACUUUAAAAUGUCACUGCGUUUCAAGAAAAUUCAAGAGACUAUCUUUAAAUCAUCAAUAU
Apaloderma vittatum (bar-tailed trogon) is the source of this 1539-nucleotide messenger RNA. It is a transcript of the gene SLC25A24, whose product is annotated as solute carrier family 25 (mitochondrial carrier; phosphate carrier), member 24. The transcript is spliced from 10 exons. Gene Ontology annotation, molecular function: calcium ion binding; ATP transmembrane transporter activity. The annotation marks the transcript as partial. The record is from RefSeq and is a predicted model, not a curated record. Gene Ontology annotation, biological process: transmembrane transport. Gene Ontology annotation, cellular component: mitochondrial inner membrane. NCBI's taxonomy places the organism in Eukaryota, Metazoa, Chordata, Aves, Trogoniformes, Trogonidae.